AUGUCUGUUAGAGACCCUCCCCCGGCCUCGCCUGCCGGGCCAGACCCGAGGGAGCAUGCGUCUGAGGAGGUGGAGAACACCGACAACCCGACUCUAGAUCUGUCAUCACUGUCGCGCGCCGUGAAAGCCAGAAAGGCGGAAUAUACUCGACGGCGGACGAUUCGAGUCAAGGUUGGUACGUGGAACGUGGCCGCCAUCUCCGGUACCGAGAAAGAUGUCGGGAAAUGGUUCGUUCAAGGCCAGGGGGUAUGCGAGAAGUUUUCGGGCUUCAAAGGCACACAGUUUAAGAAGAAUGUGACCACAGAUGGCAAUUCUUCUCCAAGUAAUGAGGAAGAAAGACAGCGUGAAGGGAACACCGCGGCGCCAUUCCAGUGUAGCCCCGAGGAAGUUGAUCUCUAUGUCCUUGGCCUGCAGGAGGUUGUGGAUGUUUCUUCACCAGCGGAAGCUCUCCGGCCAUAUACUGAUGCAGGACCCGCAAAUAGGUGGAAAGAAGCCGUUCACAAAGCACUCCCUCCGGGAUAUCAACUUGUCUCGGAAGUCCAGCUCAUUGGACUAUUACUGGUCAUCUAUGCAUCCCCGGCAAUCAGAGAAAGCGUCUCAUCCGUUAGCAGCACCUACGUUGGGACGGGACUGAUGGGUUAUAUGGGGAAUAAAGGUGGUGUUGCAACACGCCUGGUCCUUGGAGAGACUACGCGGUUGGUCUUUGUGAACUGCCAUUUGGCUGCAGGAUCGGACAAAGGAAGUCUGGAACGGCGCAACUGGGAUGCGUCCCAGAUCGCGUCGCGUGCGAAAUUCGAUCCAGUGGAUUCUGAAGACCCGGAACAAGGCGAUGCAUUUGACAGUAUUGGCGAUGAGGAUUUCGCAUUCUGGUUUGGGGAUCUUAACUACCGGCUGGACGAUAUCCCUGGCGAUGAUGUGCGCUCCGUCUUGGCACGACACACAGUGAAUGCCUACGAUACUGCUCGUCAAGAAAGGCAAACCACACCUGCUAGUCGCCGUGAAUCAUGCGGAGAUUCCUCGGAUCGAGCUCCGUCAUCACCAACAUUUCUGACAGGAGAAGAGAAACCUGAGCCUGUUACCGACGAAGAAAUCGACCCUCAUAACGAUCCUGCAUCCUUGCAGACCACGAUUACAUCUUUGAUUGUCCAUGAUCAGCUGCGAAUACAACAGAAGAAGGGAACAGCCUUCCACAAAGGAUGGAACGAGGGUCAGAUUUCCUUCUUGCCAACUUACAAAUAUGACGUUGGAAGCGUAGCGAUGUUUGAUUCCAGUGAGAAACAUCGUGGUCCUAGCUGGUGUGAUCGAAUCCUUUAUCGCACUCGCCGCGACAAGCUUAAGCAUGAGCAGCUGGACCGGGAAAUGGAAGAGGUGCGCAAAAGAGACAAGGAAAUGGAAGCCCGUGGGUUUGAUAAGGCAGUUGCUGAUGACAAUGUCCUGUUCGAUUACGACCCGGAGGUUGAUGGUUUCGACGGUGCCGCAGGAGGGGAGGAGUAUAUCUCAGAUGAAGAUCGCGCAGAUGAGUCUUCGCUUGCCUCUGAAGACACUUCUGAGGAUCCCAUCCGCCUGGAUCACUAUGUUUCACAUCAAGGGAUCUUAUCUUCAGACCAUAAGCCCUUGGAUGCCAUCUUUACACUCACUUUUGAUGCCGUCAAUCCUAGUCUCAAGGCCAAGGUCCAUCAAGAAGUCGUCCGGGAAUUAGACAAGGCUGAGAAUGAGGCCCGACCUGGCCUGACGGUCGUAGUAGACACACAUACCGAUGGAAAUCGUUCAAACCAGGACCCAAAUGCCGUGGAUUUCGGUCAAGUUCCUUUCGACGUGCCGAUUCACCGCACCUUGACCGUUGCCAACACAGGUGGUUCUCCGGCCACAUUCUCAUUUGCUGAGCGCUCUAGCCUAACCGAUGAUACCACCGAAAACCCUUCUUGGCUCGAUAUCCAUGUCGAAAAGCCUUCAGAGAAUAACCCCUCAGAUAAGACAACUGCACCGGCCUGCGAUCAUACUCUACUCCCCGGAGAAGUGGCCAACGUUGAUGUCACGGCGCAUGUUCGGCGCAUCGAGCAUGUUCGUCUGCUCAAUCUGAAAAAAGUCAAGCUGGAAGAAAUUCUGGUCCUCCAUGUGGAUUGCGGCCGUGACCACUUCAUCCCUGUUUCUGGUAAUUGGUUGCCAACCUGCUUUGGUUGUAGCGUGGAUGAAUUGACCCGCAUGCCUGAGGAUGGAGCCCGCAGUCUUUCAACCGACGGAGUAUCCCACCCAUCAAUGAGUGCCACAGAAGUUCGGCUUUCGGCACCAAGAGAACUUUUUCGACUGACCGAGUCAAUCUCGGAAUUGGCCGAACGUGCUGUCGCGGAAUGGAGCAUGACCAACAGCGAGACCGAAGAAAAAGAAGCGCCCUGGAUGAAGGAUCCAGCUGGCACUGCCUGGCCCUUCCAGCCCGAUACUUGGACCCUGACUGAUCCCUAUGAGCGAGCGCCUCUUUUAGCCGCAGUUCGCGAAUCCCUCGACACAAACUACUCUCUAUCAAGCAUUUUCAAGCCCGAAAUUCCUUCUCUCCACCGUCUUGAAAUCCUCUCAGAAACCAUACUCACCUUCCUCAACUCCCUCAGUGAUGGGAUCGUCACAGCAUCUACUUGGGAAGCAAUGGAGCAGCAAAUGAUCUCCCGCGAGAAGUCUAAAGCCCCGCCCCGGUCUUGGGAAGAGAUCCAAGCCUGGGUCCUCGAAAGCUUGGCAUACUCACCUGCUCACAGCGUCUCCUUUACCUUCGUCACUUUCAUGCUGGCCCGAAUUGCCAACGAAGUAGCGCCGGUCCCAUCGGCUUCUCAGCUUCCGUCAAGUUCAUCGCCCUCCAAAGGCCAAAAAUCAUCAACUUUGGACGCCAAAAAGGCCCAGGACCAGGACCAGGGUCUGACACAAUCAGGCUCUCAAGCCUCACUACCACCAACGCCAGCCUCUGCUGCUGCUUUCAUCUCCGCGGGAAGCUUCCGCCGCAAGCCACGCUCGCCAGCCUCCUCCACCGGGUCUGAUGCAUCUGCAAGCGGUGCACCCAGUAAUGCGCCCGCUGUGGCGCGCCGACAAGCUGUUGAGGCGGCCCUAGCUUCUAUCUUUGCGCGGGUACUCAUCUCGGCGGCCGUGCCGGUCCCAGGGAAGGACAAGGAGCGCCGAGCAUCCGAUGAGCGGCGAAAGAGCAUUAUCGAGCCAUUCCUGAAGAUGAUUGGGGUCGAUGAGCGUGGCCCGUCCGGUGGAAGGGCCUAG
Molecule: messenger RNA, 3249 nt
Organism: Penicillium macrosclerotiorum
Lineage: Eukaryota; Fungi; Ascomycota; Eurotiomycetes; Eurotiales; Aspergillaceae
Product: phosphatase family protein
Exons: 1
Coding region: 1-3249 (1082 amino acids)
Biological process (GO): phosphatidylinositol dephosphorylation
Molecular function (GO): phosphatidylinositol-4,5-bisphosphate 5-phosphatase activity
Source: RefSeq, a predicted model, not a curated record